GGAACCUUAUAGUGUUGCUCAGUUUUGUGGAAGUGCAGGUUAUUAUUUUUAUCGGUUAUCAAGCAACAAUGUCUUCAGUUGAGGGUUUGAGAGAGUUUGUCAACGAGCGACUAUCUGCUGCUGCUGAAGAAAUAUUCGGAGUUUUUAAAAGAAGCAUCGUCGAGUACCAGGAAGAGAUCGACCGGCAGCGCGGACUGUUGGAUGUUUUAUUGAAACCCGAAGUGAGGUUACACCGGAUAGAGCUCCCGCAGUCACGUGUCUGUAAGGAGGAGGAGGUUCUCUGUGACCAGCAGCUCUGUCUCCAGGAGAGGAACCCCAGUCUGGACCAAGAGGACCCAGAUCCUCCACAGAUUAAAGAGGAACAGGAGGAAAUGUGCAGCAGUCAGGAGGGAGAGCAGCUUGAACCGAAGCAGGAGGCCGACACCUUUACGUUGACUCCCACUAGUGAGGAAACUGAUCACAGUGAUGAUGAGACUCCGUUUUUUAAUCCUGACAGAAGUCAGAGUGAAUCAGAGACAGAGCCUCCAGCUAGCACGUGUACCAGCUGGUUAAAUGAGGAAAUAGACUGUGAACGUUUUGUGGUACCAGAACCAAACGACAACAACAAGGAGCCACAACAGCAGAUUCUGGCUCCUCCAGGUGACAAGACAUUUUUGUGCGAAACAUGUGGAAAAUAUUUCAAACGUAAAAAAAUCUUCUCUGCCCACGUGAAAAGAUUCCACGGUGUUUAUCAACCAUAUGUAUGCGACACCUGUGGGAAAAGAUUCACUCAUAUAUCAAGUUUGAAGUAUCAUACAAGAGUCCAUACUGGGGAGAAGCCAUAUUCCUGCAUCACCUGUGGGAAAUCAUUCACAGGCAAAUCACAUUUGAAGUCUCACACAAGAAUCCAUACUGGGGAAAGGCCGUAUUCCUGCAUCACCUGUGGGAAAGCAUUCACUUGCAAAUCACAUUUGAGGUCUCAUACAAGAAUCCAUACCGGGGAGAAGCCAUAUUGCUGCAAAAUAUGUGAAAGAUGUUUCAGAAGUUCUAGUAACUUAAUUGUCCACAUGAGAAAAAUCCACAAGUGUGAAAUGUCAUAGAUCCAACUCCUUUAAGGAAAUAUUCUGAGAUAUUUCAAAGAUUAUUAUUUAUAUAGUACUUCUUUAUCAACAAAAGAAGGUAUUGUUAAAUUUGCCUGUUUUUUACUUCAUGUAACGUGCUGUUAGUGACAUGUUUUGCGGUAAUUUACUGUAAUCACUUUAAAUCUUUGAAAAAUCUUUUUUGCAAGUUGAGUGAACAUUGUCAGGGGAAAAUUGUUGAGCCUGCGUCGGGUGAGUCUCUCAGGAAUGUGACCUUUUAUGUGAGCCUGUGACCUAAGGCAGUUCAGGGUGAGAUAAGACACAGAUGGAACCAUUCGUGCCCUGACUGACCUUUUAGAUGUUAUUGAUUGACUGGGUCCAUUAAUGGAAGGUCACGGUGUCUCCCCUACGUCGUCUGGUACUUUUCCAUACACUCCUCUUUGAGGGGUGUGCUCUCCUGUGCUGAGGCAGCACAAACCUCCCUGAAGUGUAUAAAACCUCCUGUUCUCCUCUU
Molecule: messenger RNA, 1572 nt
Organism: Gasterosteus aculeatus aculeatus (three-spined stickleback)
Lineage: Eukaryota; Metazoa; Chordata; Actinopteri; Perciformes; Gasterosteidae
Biological process (GO): regulation of transcription by RNA polymerase II
Cellular component (GO): transcription regulator complex; PcG protein complex; chromatin
Molecular function (GO): DNA-binding transcription factor activity, RNA polymerase II-specific; RNA polymerase II cis-regulatory region sequence-specific DNA binding
Source: RefSeq, a predicted model, not a curated record